GUAUAAUUUACAACUAUUUUCAGUACCAUUUGACAGUCGCGAUAAAAGAACAACACUUAGUGCAAACUGUAAUGUAAUUUUAUUACAUUUUUUAAAUUUAAAGUUAUCAUUGAUUGGUAAUUUCGUUAAGAUUAACAUAUGUUUUUAAAGAGUUGGCAGUAUUUACAUAUUUUCUAGUCUGUUUAGUUAUAUUUACGAAACGGUUAUAGUGGUGAUAACAUAACAAAAAUAAAAAAAACAUAUACAGAUAGCAAUAAUAAGCAAAAAAAAAGCAAAACUAUACAAAAAUGAGCAGAUACACGUUUAGUGGGUUAAGAAAAAUUCUGUCAACUAAAUCGUUAUCAAAUCACAUACGUAUGUUAAACAACUCAACAUCGUCUACCUCAGUAACCAAUACAGUGCAAUCAACGGUUGAUUCUGAAGAUGUCAAACGGCAUGCAAAACAGGCAGAUGAGUGGUGGAAUCCCAGUGGAACCAUGAAGUUGCUUCACACCUUCAACUUACUUAGAGUGCCUUUUAUACGAGAUGGUCUUGUACCACCUUCUACAGAGAGGAAACUGGCGCCGCUUUCAAAUAAAAGUAUUUUAGAUGUAGGCUGCGGGGGAGGCAUCCUUACAGAGGCAUUAGCAAGAAUUGGAGCGAACAUGACCGGAAUUGAUGCAAGUAGAGAGCUUGUGGAUGUAGCAAAACAACAUAGCGUAGCUAAUCCCAAGCUAUUAAACCACCGACCAACAUAUUAUUGUACAACAAUUGAGGAACACUCGGAAAAGUUUUGCAAUCAUUAUGAUGCAGUUGUAGCUUCGGAGAUCAUAGAGCAUGUUACAGAUAAGGAAUUGUUUGUUAAGUCCUGCAUUAAGACAUUGAAGCCAGGCGGAAAGAUAUUUAUAACGACUCCAUCCAGGACGAGACUCGCUCAAAUAUUUAUUAUAUACUUAUCGGAGUAUGUAUGCGGCAUUGUGCCCAAAGGGACGCAUGAAUAUGAAAAAUUUAUGACUCCCAAUGAGCUGACAUUUUUAUUGGAAAGAAAUAACUGUCAUGUGGAAUUGAUCCAUGGCAUUGUAUUCAAUGUUUUGACCAACAAAUGGUCGUUCAUCAGUUCUACGGACAUGAUCUUCGCCAUUCAGGCUGUGAAAUAUGAAGCGGGAAAAUAGAAAUUAUAUGAAAAUUAAUUUAAGGAAUACAUCCCUCAAGUCUGAAACGAAGUUGUCUUGAAGAAAAGUAUCUUAUAACCCAUUCACUACAAGAAAUUGUCAAAUUAUAUCUACUUCUGUUGAAAUAUUAAAAGUAUUUGAUUUUCUUACUGUU
Molecule: messenger RNA, 1305 nt
Organism: Danaus plexippus (monarch butterfly)
Lineage: Eukaryota; Metazoa; Arthropoda; Insecta; Lepidoptera; Nymphalidae
Product: ubiquinone biosynthesis O-methyltransferase, mitochondrial-like
Exons: 6
Coding region: 288-1151 (287 amino acids)
Biological process (GO): ubiquinone biosynthetic process
Molecular function (GO): 2-methoxy-6-polyprenyl-1,4-benzoquinol methyltransferase activity
Source: RefSeq, a predicted model, not a curated record